Cheilinus undulatus (humphead wrasse) is the source of this 4434-nucleotide messenger RNA. It is a transcript of the gene slc4a10b, whose product is annotated as solute carrier family 4 member 10b. Lineage: Eukaryota; Metazoa; Chordata; Actinopteri; Labriformes; Labridae. The transcript is spliced from 26 exons. The record is from RefSeq and is a predicted model, not a curated record. Gene Ontology annotation, molecular function: solute:inorganic anion antiporter activity; sodium:bicarbonate symporter activity; monoatomic anion transmembrane transporter activity. Gene Ontology annotation, cellular component: plasma membrane; basolateral plasma membrane. The coding region runs from base 206 to 3442 and encodes 1078 amino acids. Gene Ontology annotation, biological process: monoatomic anion transport; regulation of intracellular pH; transmembrane transport.
AUGAACGAGGAGGACAGGAAACAUGCGGGGCGCAAAUCAGCACCAAGCUGCUGCAGCUGACCGACGAUGAUAUAAACAUGUGACCGUCCGCUGUGCUGCCUCUCAGUUACAGCUAUCCACCUGCCGGGAUUACACACAGCGAGCCGAGGUUCUCUCCUCAUCUCUGGGACGGCGAGGAGCUGCUGCUGCUGCCGGGGAGAGGAGGAUGGACACCACGGAGCAAAGUGCUCAGAUAGAGCCGCUGCUGCAUACGAUCGACCCUCCCUUUGGAUCAUCGGGGCAUGGAAGUUUGAGGAAUGAUGACGAGGCUGUGGUGGACAGAGGAGGAACACGAUCCCAACAAGGAACCAACUUUGAACAGGAGGAUCUUGAAGGCCACAGGACUCUCUACAUAGGGGUCCACGUUCCCUUGGGCAGUACCAGGCACCGAAGCCAUCGCAGGCAUCGUCACCAUGGAAACAAACUCAAGAAGAGAAGCAGGGACCGGACCCUCACCUUGGUGGAGGGUAGAGAGUCUCCUGUUUAUGACACUCCUUCACAGAGAGUUCAGUUCCUGCUGGGCACCGAGGAUGACGACGAGGAGCAUAUUCCUCAUGACCUCUUCACAGAGAUGGAUGAAAUCUGUGCAAGGGACGGAGAGGACUCGGAGUGGAGGGAAAGUGCCCGGUGGCUAAAAUUUGAGGAGGAUGUUGAGGACGGGGGAGAACGAUGGAGUAAACCCUACGUAGCCACUCUGUCUCUACACAGCCUGUUUGAGCUACGAAGCUGCAUUAUCAACAGCACUGUGCUGCUCGACAUGCGGGCCAGUUGUAUCGAAGAGGUUGCAGACAUGGUCUUGGACCACCAGGAGUUGUACUCACCCCUGGGAGAUGAGCUCAGGAAAAAAGUGCGUGAAACAUUACUGAAGCGGCACCAUCACCAGAACCAGAAGAAGCUGGCCAAUCGUCUUCCGAUAGUACGCUCCAUCGCUGACAUGGGCCGAAGGUCAUCAGACGUCCACCUGGACAAGAACGGUCAGAUGAUGGCCUCCCAGUCUCACUUAGAUGUGAAAGGAGACAUGAGUCGAGACAACAGUUCAGUGGACUUCAGCAAGAUAGACCUGCAUUUCAUGAAGAAGAUCCCUCCAGGAGCCGAGGCGUGUAACGUGUUAGUGGGAGAGCUGGAAUUCCUGAACAAGCCAGUAGUGGCGUUUGUCCGUCUCUCACCUGCAGUGCUCCUCAGUGGGCUGUCUGAAGUUCCCAUUACCACAAGGUUUCUGUUCAUUCUUUUAGGGCCGUUGGGUAGAGGGCCACAGUAUCAUGAGAUUGGAAGAUCUAUUGCAACCCUAAUGACGGAUGAGGUUUUCCAUGACGUGGCCUAUAAAGCUAAGGACCGCAAUGAUCUGAUAGCUGGAAUUGAUGAAUUCCUUGAUCAAGUGACAGUCCUGCCUCCAGGAGAGUGGGACCCAUCCAUACGGAUAGAGCCACCAAAAAAUGUGCCCUCACAGGAGAAGAGGAAGAAAAGUAACAUCUUACCUAACGGAUUGGUAGAAGGUGAAGAGGAAGAACAUGGCGGCCAUGGUGGUCCAGAACUGCAGCGAACUGGAAGGUGGUUUGGGGGCCUCCUUCUGGAUAUCAAGCGCAAAGCACCCCACUACUUGUCCGACUACACUGAUGCAUUUAGUCUACAGUGUGUGGCCUCUUUUCUGUUCCUCUACUGUGCCUGUAUGUCCCCCGUCAUCACCUUUGGAGGACUACUGGGCGAGGCAACAGAAGGACGCAUAAGUGCAAUUGAGUCGCUGUUUGGAGCCUCGCUGACUGGAAUCGCCUAUUCUCUGUUUGCCGGACAGCCCCUCACUAUUCUGGGCAGCACAGGGCCGGUGCUCGUAUUUGAAAAGAUAUUGUUCAAAUUCUGCAAGGAGUACGGCUUGUCCUAUCUGUCACUGAGAACCUGCAUUGGUCUGUGGACAGCACUCCUCUGUAUCCUGCUGGUGGCGACCGACGCAAGUUCCCUUGUUUGCUACAUCACGCGAUUCACAGAGGAAGCCUUCGCCUCACUCAUAUGCAUCAUCUUCAUCUAUGAGGCCUUGGAGAAACUGAUCCACCUGGGAGAGCACUAUCCUUUUAACAAGAACAACAACCUGGACAAACUCACAACAUACUCAUGUUCAUGUGUCGAGCCCUCUGACCCCACCAACGACACCCUGAGGUAUUGGGAAGUCACCAACGUCACUGCAUCAGAAAUCUACUGGGAAGCACUAGAAGUCAAGGACUGCAUUGAAAAGCGAGGGGAGUUUGUAGGCAGUGCCUGCGGCCCACGUGGACCAUACAUUCCGGAUGUCCUCUUCUGGUGUGUCGUUCUUUUCUUUUCCACUGUCUUCAUGUCCUCUUUUCUCAAGGAGUUCAAGUUCAGCAACUACUUUCCCACGAAGGUGAGGUCCAUCAUCAGUGACUUUGCUGUUUUCAUCACCAUUCUCACCAUGGUCUUAAUCGACUAUGCCUUAGGGGUCCCGUCUCCAAAACUCCAGGUUCCUAGUGUGUUUAAGCCAACCAGAGAUGAUCGAGGUUGGUUCAUCAACCCAGUUGGGCCCAACCCCUGGUGGACGACAAUUGUUACUGUUGUCCCAGCUCUACUUUGCACCAUCCUCAUCUUCAUGGACCAGCAGAUCACAGCUGUCAUCAUCAACAGGAAGGAACACAAACUUAAGAAAGGUUGUGGGUACCACCUGGAUCUGUUCAUGGUGGGGCUGAUGCUCGGGGUGUGUUCCCUGAUGGGUUUGCCCUGGUUCGUAGCAGCCACCGUCCUGUCCAUCUCCCAUGUCAACAGCCUGAAGCUUGAAUCAGAGUGUUCAGCUCCUGGGGAGCAGCCAAAGUUCCUUGGAAUUAGAGAGCAACGCUUCACUGGGCUUAUGAUCUUCACUCUGAUGGGCUGCUCUGUCUUCAUGACAUCUGUGCUGAAGUUUAUUCCUAUGCCAGUGUUGUAUGGAGUUUUCCUUUACAUGGGAGCAUCUUCUCUGAGAGGCAUUCAGUUCUUUGACCGUCUGACGCUGUUUGGGAUGCCAGCUAAGCACCAGCCAGACUUUAUCUAUCUGCGUCAUGUUCCUCUGAGGAAGGUGCACCUUUUCACCAUCAUUCAGCUCAGCUGUUUGAUCCUGCUCUGGGUCAUCAAGACAUCCAGAGCUGCUAUUGUAUUCCCUAUGAUGGUGUUGGCUCUGGUGUUUAUCAGGAAGCUGAUGGACUGUUUCUUCACCAAGAGAGAGUUAAGCUGGCUGGACGACCUCAUGCCAGAGAGCAAGAAGAAAAAGCUUGAGGAUGCUGAAGAGGAAGAGGAACAGAGUAUACUAGCUGAGGACGAAGCAGUUGUGCAAGUGCCAUUAGAAGGGUACAAAGGAAUACCCGUCAUCAACAUCACUGAUGAAAUGUCCAAAGGUUCGUUUGGAAAUACAUGGAAUGCCAACAGCUGAGACAUCUGAGAAGAAAAGGAGAUCUCAAAACUUUAUGCUCACAACCAAGGUGUGCAAGAUGAAAAAUGCCGAAGGAAGAGUACUGAGGACAGUGUUGUCUGUCUUGUCACUGUCCCUUCUGUGUGGUCAUAAACAAUUGUUUAUAGUGUGCUGCAAUUUACCAAUCCUUCAGCUUCAUUAUUGUAAACUUCUUUGGGUUAGUGAAUAACUGUAUUAUCAGAUGUGUCAUAAUAUUCUGUCUUUUUCUGAAUCGAUGAUCCCACCCAAUGUAAGGUUGCCCCUGCUGACAUGCUGUUUUCAAGUUUUUGUUUUCAGAUUUCUUUAUAUUUAUUUUGUUAUAUUCUUUGUAUUCUGAAAUACCUGAACACCAUGACCCUGGAUUUGUACCUAUUUAUUCAUAGCUUCCUCUUUAUUCUUUAAUUUAUGUAUAGACAUUAAUGUGAAAUGCAUUUUGACGAUUAAGUAUUAAGAAAAGCCUAAGAUCACUUUUUGCAGUACAUAAAGCCAUAUAUCCACAUAUCAUAAUUCAAACAAUAUAAAAAGUCUGUAAAAACACGAUUUUGUGAUAUUUAUUUAUGAGAUGGGACCACUUUGAUCCCGAAUAAUGAAUGUGACUGAUGGUAAAGGGGCUUUAAAACUGACAAAUGGCAAUAUAUUUAUGAACAAAAUGCACUUUUAGCCAAUGUGUUAAUACUCUCUGUAUAAGAAAGCUAUUUAUUUUAAGAAAUGACAAUAUAUGUUACAGAAUACAGAAACUAAGAAUGUUGUCUCCAGAUGUCAGAGUGUUUCUCAUACUAUAAAAUGGACUUGUAAAGAAUGCCAGUAGUUGUUUAGAUGUUUACGUUUUGUGAAUUAUAAAUUAGUAAGCUUAAUCAUGGGGGCAUGUUACCCAUAAUGCCAUUUGCAGUGUCGUUCUAAAAAGCCUGAGUGUGUUUAUUUCUAAAGAACAAAUUUUACCAUGCAUAUCUUGUCCAUGUUCAUUUUACGUAUUA